AUGGCGAUUCCCUUGGUCCUCGCUCUGGCGUGGUUUCUGCCACUAGUACUUGCCGCCAGUCUUACUCAAGUGAAUAGCUUUGGAGACAACCCUGGUUCGUUGCAAAUGUAUAUCUAUGUCCCUAGUACCCUGGCUUCAAAACCAGCGGUCAUUGUCGCGAUGCACCCCUGCGGUGGAAGCGCUACCCAGUACUAUGGGAUGUACGACUACCACUCUCCAGCGGAUCAGUAUGGAUAUAUCCUCAUUUACCCGAGCGCAACACGGGAUUACAACUGCUUUGACGCCUACAGCAGCGCAUCUCUUACACACAAUGGCGGCAGUGAUUCGCUCUCCAUUGUUAACAUGGUGAAAUACGUGAUCUCUACCUAUGGCGCGGAUCCUUCUAAGAUCUAUAUGACGGGAUCUUCAUCCGGAGCGAUCAUGACCAACGUCCUUGCUGGCGCAUAUCCUGAUGUUUUUGCAGCGGGAUCUGUAUUCUCGGGCAUGCCAUAUGCGUGCCUCUACGGCGCUGGGGCAGCCGAUCCCAGGAUGUCGAAUCAGACUUGCUCUCAGGGUCAGAUCCAGCAUACCGGUCAGCAGUGGGCAGCGUUCGUGCACAAUGGCUAUCCUGGAUAUACGGGCCAAUAUCCACGAUUACAGGUCUGGCACGGAACGGCAGACAACGUCAUCUCUUACGCUGACCUAGGCGAAGAAGUCAGCCAAUGGAGCACGGUCAUGGGCCUGAGUUUUACGGGAAAUCAGACCAACACGCCUCUAUCGGGAUACACCAAGAUGAUUUAUGGUGACGGGUCGCAGUUUCAAGCUUAUUCCGCUGCAGGUGUAGGCCAUUUUGUGCCGACUGAUGUGUCAGCGGUUCUUGACUGGUUUGGGAUUACCGGCGGUACGACGACGACGACGACAAAGACGAUGCCAUCCACAUCGACGACACCCCCCACAACCACCUCCAGCACAGGGGGAUGCGCUGCAGCGCAUUGGGCUCAAUGUGGAGGUAUUGGCUAUACGGGAUGUACUACUUGUGCCAGUCCAUAUACUUGCCAGAAGAUGAAUGAUUAUUAUUCGCAGUGUCUAUGA
Talaromyces marneffei is the source of this 1071-nucleotide messenger RNA. RefSeq lists its product as uncharacterized. The transcript is spliced from 2 exons. The coding region runs from base 1 to 1071 and encodes 356 amino acids. NCBI's taxonomy places the organism in Eukaryota, Fungi, Ascomycota, Eurotiomycetes, Eurotiales, Trichocomaceae. The record is from RefSeq and is a predicted model, not a curated record. Gene Ontology annotation, molecular function: cellulose binding; hydrolase activity. Gene Ontology annotation, biological process: carbohydrate metabolic process. Gene Ontology annotation, cellular component: extracellular region.